Molecule: messenger RNA, 360 nt
Organism: Thlaspi arvense
Lineage: Eukaryota; Viridiplantae; Streptophyta; Magnoliopsida; Brassicales; Brassicaceae
Source: the annotation of a GenBank genome assembly
AUGGCUUCUGCAGAAGAGCGAAGAGAGGGACCGGCGAAGGAAAUGGUGCAUAAGACCAAGACAAUUCAGUUCCUUGGACGCACCACGCCAAUCAUUCUUCAGAACGACAAUGGCCCUUGCCCUCUCCUCGCUAUCUAUAUCCAUCGAAAUAUGAUAUUGCGAGUGAUGAAUUAUGUGGAAUUUGAAACUAUUUAUAGAAUUGGUGAUUUUGAGUUCACUCGCGAGUGUGCAAUAUUUGAUCUUUUGGAUAUUCCCCUCUAUCAUGGCUGGAUAGUUGACCCCCAGGACUGGGCAACUGCUAUUGCAGUCAAAAACAUUGGACUAAACAAAUGCAGGAGUUUCCUGUCUAUGACUCUAUGA